Populus trichocarpa (black cottonwood) is the source of this 1386-nucleotide messenger RNA. RefSeq lists its product as uncharacterized. NCBI's taxonomy places the organism in Eukaryota, Viridiplantae, Streptophyta, Magnoliopsida, Malpighiales, Salicaceae. The record is from RefSeq and is a predicted model, not a curated record. The coding region runs from base 133 to 1053 and encodes 306 amino acids. The transcript has 10 exons.
UCUUCUUUUAUUUACACCACAUUUUGAGACACACAGUGUCAGUCCUUAACAAGCUCGAGUUUUUCCCUCUCUAAAAAGGACCAACCAGAACAUCAGUUGCUGCUGACACAUUUAUAACUGAACUAAAACACAAUGCCUUGUCUUCCCCUCCUCCUUCAACCACUGCCAACUCUCUCUUCUUCCUCCCCUACCCUUCUCUUUCUCCAAAAUCCACACCACGUCCCUUCUGUAACCUCUCUUAAAAAACCCAAGAAGAUUCUCCGCUCAAAACCUCUUAAAAUCCCACCUUUUGCCCUCACAGAAUCAUCAGACUCUCCUCAAUCUAUUGACCCUUCUCCACAACCCCUCCUUCAAGAGCUCUCUGACUGCUUUGAUCUUCCUCCAGAUUAUUUCCAACAAUUACCACGUGAUCUUCGAUUAGAUUUAAAUGAUGCAGCUUUUGAUCUUUCGAAUGGACCGGUUCUUGAUGAGUGCGGUAAAGAGCUGGGAGAACUCUUGUUAAAUCUCUCUCGAGCAUGGGAGCUGGGUGACACAUCAACUUCCCAAGCUUUAGCGAGCAAUUUGCCUAUGCUGGAGAGCUCUUUAACAAACAAUGCUAAAUCAGCAUUUGGCAAACGUUUGGUAUCUGCUGGAAGGAGGUUCCAAUCCAUGGGACAGUAUGGUCAGGGUGAACUGCAGAAGAUUGCACAAACAAUGAUUACAACGGGAAAGCUUCUUUCUGCAAGUUCAAUACCAAUGGAAACUGAUGAGGAAUUGAAGAAAGAAACAAAAGUCUUCAAGUUUGGAGAACUACAGGUUGAAAUAACACCACAGAAAGCUAAUAUUGGGGCUGUCAUUGGACUUGUAUUUGGGAUUGUUUCAUGGGAACUAGCUCAAGGCAUUCAAAACAUUCCAGAAAGUUCAUUGGAGUAUGCAAACGACAAUGCUUUACUUCUGGCUAAGUCUCUAAGAGGAGCUCUACUUGCCCUUUGCUACUCAUCAGCCUUUCUGUCUGCUUGUACCACUGUGGCACUUUUCUUACUUGCAAGACAACUCAAGUCAAAGGAAGAUUGAGGCUUUUUGGAUUAUUUUACCUCGCCUUUUAAUGUUCUUGUAUUGAAGUGGCUAGAAGUCAUCAGUUCCACCUAAAGUGAUUACAUCAAGGUUUUAGUAUUUUGUCUAACAAUGAAAGUACAGAACUGCUCAAGUAUGAUGUCAUAAUUGCCUAAUCCUUUUUUAUUUUUAUUUUUUAUGACCUACCUUUGGAAACUGUACUAGGUCAUGAGUUAAAGAAGUUUUAUUGUUUGCUUUUGUUAUGUAGAAGUUUCAAGGACUUUGAUAUACAGGUUUACAAUAUAGCUGUACAGCCAUUAUUUAUAUGUUCACACCUGCCUUUUAUUUUUGUAA